GUGAUGAUGAGCAAUUCCGUUUUGUCAUCACCGGACAUCUAUCGAACAAUAUAUAGUUCCUAAAAUGGACAUUCAAGAGGAACAACUCGGAGUAAAACUUGGAAAAACCGCUGAGGACGAAAAUGUUUCAAAGGAUAAAUUCUAUUUCGUCCUUAUUACGUUAUUCUUUUUGGGAACUGUCAGUGUGCUGCCGCUCACCUUUUUUACCACCGCAAAUGAGUAUUGGAUGUACAAGUUCCGAAAUACCACGUUCGAUCACGACGACCCCAACAACAGGACGUUUCUUCAGAAAAACUUUGCAACGUUGCAAGCUUUCGCUGUGUUGGCGCCGAUGGUUUUUGUCUACAUCUUAAGCAUAUUCGUAGGACACACUGUAAAAGCGCAGACCAGAGUCAUAAUCUUCCUGGUUCCUGUCGUCUUAGUAUUAAGUUUCCAAACCGUUUUGGUAAAGAUCGACACCGACGACUAUCAGUUGACUUUUUUCCUUAUGACGUCGAUAAGUUUGGUUGUAAUUAGCGUGGCGAUGAGCAUUGGUUCAGUCGGCUGCAUAACUCUAGCUACCUGUUUUCCGACGAAUUACGUCAAGUGUUUUUUGGUCAGCCAGGGGUUGGCUGGGAUUUUCACGUCAACCAUAAGAAUAAUGUCCAUCAUCAGUUCAUCGUCCGUAAUAGAUGCGGGAUUCAUUUACUUUGUGGUGGGUUCUACUACCAUGGGAUUGGCCUGCGUGUUGUUCGUUGUGGCGUCACAAACCGCGUUUUUCAGACAUUACAUGCGAGCGGCUAAGCCACAGGUGACGAAGAAAAUUAACUCCUUCAAGGAUAUUUUCCGUAUAUUCAAUAUUAUAUAUCUGAUUAUCGGGUUGAAUGUAAUAUUGGCGAUAUUCCCCGUAUUGUCUAUCGCUAAUUUGGUGGUUUCCGAAUUCAAGGACACGGACAAUGUAUGGGGAGAUAAGUAUUUCGUCACUGUAGCGACGUAUUUUAUACCGGCAGUGUGCGAUAUCGUCGGUAGAUUGACGAGCAACAUUUUUGAUAGGGAUUUUUCGAUAUGGUUCCUCUACGUACUUUCGACUGUCAGGACCGCCAUUUUGUCCCCGAUGUUGUUUUUCUCUAACGCGUUGCCGAGAACACGCACCCCCGUUAUAUUCGGCAACGAUUGGGAAUAUAUCUUGAUAAUGGCGGCCACUUACUUCACCCAGUCUUAUUUCGGUAACGUUAUCAUGUUGAAAAUGAUAAGGUCCGUGCCCAAAGACAAAUUGGACUUGACGUUUUCGGUAAACAUGUUCUUCACGGGAACCAUUACUGCAGUGGGGACCCUAUUUGGCAUAAUAAUAGUGGCCUUACUCUAAAUGGACCCCUCCUUCCAACAGUUUACAUCAGAAAUAGACGAACGGAACGAUGGGCCAUAUCUGGAUAGAAUUUUUUUUUUCCAUGGUCUUACUAGUUGAUAGUCACUCGUCUGUGAUAUUAUUGUUUUCAAACUAGCUGCUUAAAAUUUGGUUGCAGUGUUGCUCCUUGUAUCGAAAAGUAGCGACAACUUUGAUUUUUUACGUGAAACACAGUAUGUAUACAGAAUGUUUUCUAAUUGAAUGUCAAUAAUUAAAGGGACGCAAAUUAUUAAGAAGAGGAAAUAACAUACUAAAUAAAGGUGAAGGUUUUUGUAAAAUCUUUCAGAAAAAAUAUUAAUACAUAUGGUGUGCCCUUUAAGAAAAUGGAGAUUUUUCAAUUUAAAAUGAUGCAAAUAUAUUCGUUUAUUUUGAACACAUCCUAUAGUAUUUUUUAUAUUGUCUUCGCUAAUA
This is a messenger RNA of Cylas formicarius (sweet potato weevil), 1795 nucleotides long. RefSeq names its product equilibrative nucleoside transporter 3-like. Gene Ontology annotation, cellular component: plasma membrane. NCBI's taxonomy places the organism in Eukaryota, Metazoa, Arthropoda, Insecta, Coleoptera, Brentidae. Bases 65 to 1345 code for a protein of 426 amino acids. Gene Ontology annotation, biological process: nucleoside transmembrane transport. Gene Ontology annotation, molecular function: nucleoside transmembrane transporter activity. The record is from RefSeq and is a predicted model, not a curated record. The transcript has 9 exons.